This is a messenger RNA of Nerophis ophidion (straightnose pipefish), 1877 nucleotides long. It is a transcript of the gene nptx1l, whose product is annotated as neuronal pentraxin 1 like. NCBI's taxonomy places the organism in Eukaryota, Metazoa, Chordata, Actinopteri, Syngnathiformes, Syngnathidae. The transcript has 5 exons. The coding region runs from base 81 to 1382 and encodes 433 amino acids. The record is from RefSeq and is a predicted model, not a curated record.
UAAAACUGCUCCACGCUCCACACGCGGAUUACACCGCGCGCGUUCCCGGUUUCUCUCCCUUCUCCAGACCAGAACGCAGCAUGCAGACCCCAGACAACGUCCGCUUCUGGAGAUGGUUUCUAUUGUCCUGCCUCUUCCUGCAGAGUUCGUGCCAAGACUUCGGCGCACGGACGCAGUUCAUCUGCACCUCGGUGCCCAAGGACGCGGACAUUUGCGCGGCCACGCUGCGGAACAGCGUGCCGGGCGAGGACCUGAAGGGCACUGUGGCGCAGCUGCGGGAGAGCGUCCUGCAGCAGAAGGAGACCAUCAUGAACCAGAAGGAGACCAUCCGGGAGCUCACCUCCAAGUUGGCGCGCUGCGAGAGCCAGAGCGGGCCGGAGGCGGCGGGGGACGCGCGCCCCGGGGCCCGGCGGAAAGAGGCGGGCGCCAAGAACACCAUGGGGGACGUGUCCCGGGGCCCCGCGGACACUUUGGCGCAACUCUCGCAGACUUUGCAGUCGCUCAAGCAGAGGCUGGAGAAUCUGGAGCAAUUCAGUCGAAGCAACAACUCGGUGCAGGCCAACAGCCUCAAAGACCUGCUCCAGAGCAAAAUCGACGACCUGGAGAAGCAGGUGUUGUCCCGGGUGAACAGCAUCGACGAGGGGAGACCCGGACUCCGGAACGAGACUGAGCAGCGCGGGCGGGUGGAGUCCACGCUCACGUCGCUGCACCAGAGAAUCACAGACCUGGAGAAAGGUCAGCGAGAAAACAGGCCCCUGGAUAAGUUCCAGCUGACGUUCCCUCUGAGAACCAACUACAUGUACGCCAAGGUGAAGAAGAGUUUACCCGAGAUGUACGCCCUCACCGUUUGUAUGUGGCUCAAGUCCAACGCUUCCCCGGGAGUGGGCACGCCGUUCUCCUACGCCGUCCCCGGCCAGGCCAACGAGUUGGUCCUCAUCGAGUGGGGAAACAACCCCAUGGAGAUACUCAUCAACGACAAGGUGGCGAAACUGCCCUUCCUCAUCAACGACGGGAAAUGGCAUCAUAUCUGCGUGACUUGGACCACGCGCGACGGGGUCUGGGAAGCCUUCCAAGAUGGCGUCAAGAGAGGGAGUGGCGAGAACCUGGCGCCGUACCAUCCCAUAAAACCCCAAGGCUUGCUGAUCCUGGGCCAAGAGCAGGACACGUACGGGGGAGGAUUCGACGCCACGCAGGCCUUCGUCGGGGACCUGGCCAAUUUUCACAUCUGGGAUCGGAAACUAUCCGUGGGGGAAAUUUACAACCUGGCAACCUGCAGCAGCAAAGCGCAAGUGGGCAACGUUUUCGCCUGGCUGGAAACGAACCUGGAGAUUUACGGCGGCGCCUCGAAGUGGACCUUCGAAGCUUGCCGCCACCUCAACUGAAACGAGCGAACUGGCGGAUAAAUCGACUCCGCUGUGGUCGCAAGAGUCAAUGAAAGAAACUUGAGGAUCCACCGGAAAAUCUUUUAGAGGACAGAUACUUAUUUUCUGACAGAUUCUGUCUUUGGAAAAGUGGACCCGUUGCUUUGUCACCGAGUUUGUAAAACGAGAGUUCAGGCACAGUCGAAGGUAACGUAGUCUUUGAGCAAAGACCACAGACUUCCUUUUCCUGACUGCCGGGGAUUUUCACUGUGACAACUGACAAGGUGGACUUCUUCAAGAGAACGUGGCCAUUCGGUUCCUCCCCUUCCUUCCAUUGUCUACCGCCGACUGCUUGACGUGAUGACGUGCGAAGGGCGACGAGUCCGUUGCCAAACGUUCGAGCCUGAGUGCCUUGGACUGUCGGAAAAAAUCUCAGCACAUUUUAUGAGUAUGUGAGUUUAUUUCAUUGAGACUGUAAAGGUAGGUCAGAGCGUUCAAUUAUUCAUCAGUUUGUGC